AUGGCUGACAAUUUUGACAAUGCAAAUCCCGGCCUCGAGGCCAAACUUGAGGCUCUGACCGCCUUCAUGCAACAAAACUCAAACAAGGUAGCCAUACUGGAAGCUGAGAACACUGCCAUCCGGACCGAAAACACCUCGAUCAGAGUUGAGAACCAAUCUCUGAAAGAAAAGAUAUUGGCUAAGAGAUUGGCUGAUGUGGAGGCAGUAAUGAGGCAAAUACCAGGAAUGUCGAUCCCUACCAAGAAGAGCAGGCCUCACUGUUAUGCUGACUCACCCUUUACGGAUGCAAUCGCCCUAGCCGACAUGCCCCACAAAUUUACUAUUCCCAGCAUGAAGCCCUAUGACGGCACAACCGACCCAGACGAUCACAUAGCCUCAUAUAAACAACGGAUGUUCACUAUCUCUAUACCCUGCGCGUUGAGGGAAGCCUGCAUGUGUAAGAGUUUUGGUUCAAGCUUAGCCAGCCCAGCACUUCAGUGGUACACAAAUCUCCCAAAAGGUUCCAUUGACUCAUUUGCACAACUUAUUGACACCUUCGUGGAGCAGUUCGCCAGUAGUAAGAAGCUUGAGAAAUUGUCGACCGAUCUAUAUAGAGUAUACCAAAAAAUGGGAGAACCACUGAGAGAGUACGUCAGCAGAUUCAACAAGGAGAAAAUUUCCAUUCCUGCUUGCAACCCCGAGACAACUAUAGACGCGUUCAGGAAAGGCCUCCUCUCGAAUGAGGAAUGGCACAAAGAAUUGACGAAGCUUGGUUGCACCACGAUGGAAGACGCUCUGGCCAGAGCGGUGAUACAAAUAAGGUGGGAAGAAGAUAAAAUGAAUAGAGUAAUCCACGCCAGGUACGACCCGAGGCGGACUGAUAAGAGGCUAGAUGCCAAACCGAUAGAAAACCGCUACCAACCCCCAGCGCAUCAUUUGAACAAAGUCAGGAAACCAUAUGACCGUCAGCCACAAUACGACCAUCAGCCACCCAGAACAGAUAAUAGACAGAUCGGACCAAGCCGAUACAAGAUACCAUACUACAACCUGAACGUCGAACCAGCCCAAGUGGUGGCGGUCAUAAAGGGAAUGAGAUCCAGUGUUAGGUGGCCAGGCAAGUUAAACGUCAAAGCAAGAAGAGACACAACUAAGUGGUGUGAGUUUCACGGCGACUAUGGACAUAACACCCCGGAUUGCAUUGCCCUGCGUUUGGAGGUUGCCGCGCUAUUGAAGAGGGGACAUCUCCGAGAUCUGCUGACCGAUAAAGGAAAGCACACCAUUAGCCAGAAAAGCAGUAAAGAAACUUCUCCACCCCCGCAAGAGCCCACACCAAAAGGCUUCUGCUCACUCAUCUCCGGGGGGUCAGAAAUCAGCGGGGUCAGUUAUUCAUCAGCCAAACUAUACGCCAGGUCUAGCAGCCACCAUGAGAUACAGUCAAUCCGCCCAGUUUCUUGGUCACACUUCCAUCAGGUAAUUCCAUUCGAAGAUGACGAGCCGAUCACUCAGGCCACCCCUCAUCAUGAUGCUCUAGUCGUCUCCCUCCAAAUUGCCAAUAUCCUUGUGAAGAGGGUGUUCAUAGAUAGAGGGUCAUCAGCGAACAUUCUAUUCCUUACAGUAGUAAAAGUUAUGGGUUUGGAAGAAGAAAACAUCAACAAAAGGCCGACUCUACUAGUUGGUUUUAGUUCUGAACAGAAGUACACCAUCGGAGAAAUCGUCCUUCCUAUCUAUGCUAGUGGAGUGAACAGACAGACAGUCUUCCUGGUGAUAGAUGCCCCUUCACCCUAUCUUAGGCCAACCCUGGAUCCACGACAUGCAAGCAAUCCCAUCCACUUUCCACCAAACAAUCAGGUUUCUACCAAAUGGGGAGUACGAGAAAUCAAGGGCGACCCGAAAGCUUCUAGAGAUUGUUACAAGAACGUCUUUAAGGGCAAGGGUAACGCUUCAUAG
Messenger RNA from Pistacia vera, 1926 nucleotides. RefSeq lists its product as uncharacterized. Lineage: Eukaryota; Viridiplantae; Streptophyta; Magnoliopsida; Sapindales; Anacardiaceae. The record is from RefSeq and is a predicted model, not a curated record. The coding region runs from base 1 to 1926 and encodes 641 amino acids. The transcript has 2 exons.